Messenger RNA from Talaromyces proteolyticus, 1717 nucleotides. RefSeq names its product centromere kinetochore component CENP-T-domain-containing protein. Gene Ontology annotation, molecular function: protein heterodimerization activity; chromatin binding. The coding region runs from base 94 to 1470 and encodes 458 amino acids. The transcript is spliced from 5 exons. Gene Ontology annotation, biological process: replication fork processing; resolution of meiotic recombination intermediates. The record is from RefSeq and is a predicted model, not a curated record. Lineage: Eukaryota; Fungi; Ascomycota; Eurotiomycetes; Eurotiales; Trichocomaceae. Gene Ontology annotation, cellular component: Fanconi anaemia nuclear complex; FANCM-MHF complex.
CGCCAGUACUGCAUAGUGUGCUUGUGUCUUUCUGUAUAUUCUCAGCUUGGACGCUGCCAAUAUCCCAUGUUGCGUUCGUGACACGGAAGCUCAAUGUCGACCCCCAGACCUCGCGGCCGACCCGCAAAGCGCAAAUCGUCAAAUGCAGAUGAUAUCAGAGAAGGCAAUGAAGAUGUGACAAUCCCAACUCAAAUGCCGGCGCCUGAUCGGGCUCCAGCAACUCCUCGCUUUACUACAUUAGCAACUCCCUCUGCCCUUCGCUCGGUCAAUCGACGAACCCCUCGCGGCGCUCCUCUGACCCCUUUCGGCCUUCGCGCAAUCCAGCGUCGCAGUGCCAAUACGCCUGGUCGUGAUCGAAGACGAAGCACACGCGGUCCUCAAAGAGAAACUGCCUUUGAUGUAUUGAGAAAUCUCGGUAGAGCACUGGCUCCUGUAUCAAAGCCAAUCCAGUCUUCUCCCCAAGAGCGAACAGAAAGCUCUGAAUCCGAAGUAGAAAAUGAAGAUGAAACGUUGGUUCUCGACAACGAGCCUCUACUGCCUCGGCCACGUUUAUCAUUGCCAAUUGAUGAAAGCGGAAUAAGCGAGGAUAGCAGUUUGGAUAUGGCGCCACCGCGUCCUUCCUUGCCAUUUGAUGACGAUGACGGCGACAUCACCUACACAUCUGUGGAAUACCCGCGGAGAGCUAUAAGUGAAAAGGACCGAGCGCGAAUGAGCUUCGGAAACGGGAGACUCAGCGAGAAUUUUGAAGAUCUUACGAGACUGGAUGCAUUUUCAGAACCAGGUGACUUGACAAUGCUUCAGCCAGGCAAUGAUGAAGAUGUUGAUGCAUCUCUGCAACAAGAAGCAUUUGAUGCAGGCGGUGAGACAGCGGAUUUAGGCCGCUUCAAUUUUGAUUUUAGAUUCCCCAGUCCUGUUCCAGAACCUGAGCCUCUGGAGAACGAAGGUGAUUUCGCGCUAGAGCUCGAUCAACCAGCUGUUGGAUUCGCAUCUUCAAGCGAUAAUGGCGACGCAGGCGACUUCGGAGACUUCCCAGUAGCCGAUCCGGAACAAGUGUCUGAAGCUGGAACUCCUGGAAUUGUUGGUGGUGGCCUUCGAGACGAACGUACGACGAGAGGCAAGAAGGAGAAGAAACUGUCACGGCAUGGAAUUCCCGUUCCUAAUUUACCUUCUGCGGUUGUCAAAAAACUUGCCAUGCGAUUUGCACGCAGUGGGAAUGCAAGAAAGGCCAAGAUGAACAAGGAAACACUCGCCGCUGUCGAGCAGGCUUCUGAAUGGUUCUUUGAACAAGCAAGUGAGGAUCUGGCUACCUACGCUAAACAUGCAAAUCGAAGGACAAUCGAUGAAAGCGAUGUUAUGACUCUUAUGCGACGACAACGUCAUGUUAACAACACUACAUCUAUAUUCUCCCUUGCUCAACGGCAUCUGCCGAAAGAACUUUUGCAAGAUAUGCGUUUAUCGUUACCGCGUUGAUAGCUAUUGCAAGAAUCAGCAUUUACCUCGUCUAAACCACCUCAACGUCAUCCAGAACCGAUGCCUCUCAAAGCCUAUGUGGGAAAUGGUCAUAACACAAGAAGCUUCAUUAGCAGCAUACAGCUGACCCCAGCUGCUAGUCUAUCUAACGAGGCGGUAUAUACAGUACAGUUCCAAAGGGCUAUCAUACAUUGGGCUCACAACAGCAAUAUACUACAUGGUCUUACUCUGACGGAAUCUACGAGCA